Molecule: messenger RNA, 1446 nt
Organism: Tremella mesenterica DSM 1558
Lineage: Eukaryota; Fungi; Basidiomycota; Tremellomycetes; Tremellales; Tremellaceae
Exons: 1
Coding region: 1-1446 (481 amino acids)
Biological process (GO): DNA integration
Molecular function (GO): nucleic acid binding
Source: RefSeq, a predicted model, not a curated record
AUGACACAGACACAUAGCACACAGAGCACACAGAGCACCCAGAACACACAGGACACACAGAAGACACAGGCUAGCAGCGAGACACCAAUAGUAUCAUGGACACAGAGCGGAUUACUCUUAUACAAAAACAGAGUAGUCAUACCAGAGGGACAGGCAAGAUUAGAAGUAAUGAAAGCAAGACACGAUUCGAUGCUAGUGGGUCAUCCAGGAAGAGACAAAACUAUCACCAUGGUCAAAGAGGACUAUUACUGGCCACAUUUGGACGAGUAUAUUGCAAAAUACGUAAAAGGAUGCGAGAUCUGUAACCGACACAAGACUCAUCGACACCAGCCGUAUGGACAUCUGGUCUCUUUACCAGUACCCACACUGCCCUGGACAGAUAUCUCUAUGGAUAUGGUGGGACCCCUACCAAAAUCGACCGAGUUUGACGCGAUACUAGUGAUAGUCGAUCGACUAACCAAGAUGGCUAGAUUUAUUCCAUGUACAACUGGACUAACAGCGAACAAAGUGGCCGACAUCUACAUCAAGGAGAUCUUUUCAAAACAUGGAGUACCUCGAACAAUUGUAUCAGAUAGGGGAACUCAGUUUACAGCGGAAAUUUGGAAGGAGAUAUGUCAGUUCCUGGGAAUAAAAAACUUAUACUCGACUGCGUAUCACCCUCAAACAGAUGGACAAACUGAGCGAGUAAAUCAACAGAUGGAAAUCCUGCUCGGAAUGUAUGUAAACUACAACAUGGACAAUUGGGAUCAACUUCUACCAAUUGCUGAGUUCGCUUAUAACUGUUCGCCACAUAGUAGCCACGGUCUGUGUCCCUUUGAAGCCUGUUACGGCUAUGUGCCACACUACGACAUCCAUUCGCACGAUAUUCGAUCAAAGUCAAACAAGUUGGAGAGGAAAUGGAGGGAUAUGGGAGAGUUACAUGCGGCUGUUCAAGAACAGGUCAGGAUGGCUAAUGAGAUUAGUGCCGAAUACUACAACAGGAGACACAAGAGUAUACCAGAAGAAUUCAGAGAGGGAGAACAGGUACUACUGAGUACGAAGUAUCUUACGACGGAAAGACCCAGUCGAAAAUUAGAAGCAAAAUACGUUGGCCCCUUCAAGAUCAUAAGGAGAGUGGGGAAAAAUGCUUUCGAAUUAGAUCUACCUCCAUCAAUGAGAGUGCACAAUGUCUUCAAUGUCACGUUGUUGGAACCAUAUCCUAGAGACAUGAUACCAGGUCGACAGAUACAACCCCCACCACCUGUAGUAAUAAACGGCCAGGAGGAAUUCCAUGUGGAAGCAAUUGUGGACAGUAGAAUUCGACGAGGAAAGGAGGAAUUCAAGGUAAAAUGGUUAGGAUACACAGGAAAUGCGGCCUAUGACUGGGAACCACGAGAAAAUGUAGAAGAGUUGGCCGUUUUUGGUGAAUUUCUGGAAAAGAGGAAAAAAGAUCCCAGAAGAAAGUGA